UGAAGCGUUCACGUUCUGUUCGCGCUAUGAUUCAAACUCAAGGUUGAUCAGCGCUUGCAGCAGUCUUUGCCUGAACCAUAUUCGUAAACAACUCGAGAACACCGGUCUUGACAACGACAGUGACGCUCUCUCGUCCUUACAGGACAUAAAUUCGAGAUAAUUCUCAAUAAAAACCAUGGAACAGUAACAUUACCUCUGAAUACAUACACAUUUUGCGACGAAGCAAAGAUGCUGUUUGUAUUGACUUUGGUAAUAUUUAAGACUGUCCUCUCGAUCUCAUGUGCCGAAGAUGUCCAAGUGGACCCCAACGGUUAUGUCAUGUAUUGCCCUUGCAUGGGCCGCUUUGGCAACCAAGCUGAUCACUUUUUGGGUGCCCUUGGGUUCGCCCAUGGUCUCAACCGAACGCUUGUCCUGCCUCCGUGGGUUGAAUACAGACCGAGUGACGUGAAAUCGCACCAAGUGCCGUUUAACUUUUACUUCGAUGUGAAGCCUUUGGAAGAGUUUCACCGGGUCAUCACUAUGGAAAAAUUUAUGGAGGAGUUGGCACCGACUAUUUGGCCCCCGGAAAAGAGAAUAUCAUUUUGCUACAUGUCGCGAAACAGCAUCUUGAAUAAGGGUGGCCAAAAAGAGGCUGACAAAGGCUGCAACGCCAAAGAUGGAAAUCCUUUUGGGCCAUUCUGGGAUACUUUCAAAAUUGACUUUGUUGGCUCCGAAAUGUACGCACCUCUGCACUUCGAUGUGCACCACGGCAACGCGGGAGCGAAAUGGCUGAAAAAAUACCCUCCAGACAAGUGGCCUGUGCUGGCCUUCACCGGUGCCCCUGGAAGUUUUCCGGUCCAAGAAGAAAAUCGAGCUCUCCACAGGUAUCUAAAAUGGUCUGAGCCUGUGCGAGCAGCGGCCAUGAGCUUCAUCCACAAAGAGUUGCCCAACGCACCCUUCAUUGGGAUCCAUCUCAGAAACGGCAUGGAUUGGGUACGAGCAUGUAAACACAUUCCAGAAACAAAGAACUUAUUCUCUGCACCGCAAUGCUUGGGCUACAACAACGAGUUUGGUUUGGCAACCCCAGCAAUGUGCAUGCCGAAUAAAGAGAUAAUCAUCUGCCACCUGAGGAAGCUACUUAAGAGCAGCAAUUAUGAGUCAGUUUUUGUUGCCUCGGACAAUAAUCACAUGCUCAAGGAACUUGCAAAUUCGUUGAAGAAGAAUAAAAUUGUUGUUAAAAAACUCGAGCCAGGCAACCCACACAUCGAGCUAGCAAUUUUGGGAAUGUCAAACCACUUUGUUGGCAACUGUAUAUCUUCUUUCACUGCCUUUGUCAAGAGAGAAAGAGACUCAAGAGGACUUCCCUCUUCGUUCUGGGCUUUUCCAGAUGAGCGGACGGCAAAAAAGUCAAUGCAGCAUGACGAAUUCUGAACAUUUGGUAGGUGAAUUUUAAUCAAACAAGUCAUAACAAAGUUUGGUGAAUUCUCUUACUGCUUUUCAUGCCAGAUCUACUUUUCCUGGAAAUAGGUUUAAAUGUUUUAAAAACAAAAUUUAAACCUAAAAAAUAAAAUAGUGAAUUUAAUGAGUCAAACCAUUGUAAAUUUCAUUGCGUUGAAAUAAAAAUUAAACUCAUUAUAGAAUAACGAAUAUCUCCAUUUGACAUUGUUAAAAAGUAUUUAAAGAGGAAUGAUACUGGAAAAGCCUGGAAAAUGCUUGUUGCCAAUGCAUAAACUCGUCCCUUAGGAUUCAGUUAAAGCCUAAAUUGAUCUAGGAAGCGCUGUAAUUUUUCGAGAAAAUUGGCUGGAAAGUUAGCGUGCUUUUCAAAUGGUAAUGGCUGUCUCCUUACUUGAAAUCCGAUUUAAUUUCAAAACCAAGAGUUUCUCCAAUAAGCUGCAUACACCGUUGGACAGAUCUCGACGAGAGGAAUCGGAAUAUGCCAAGAAAAUAUGUUCAAGCACUGUAAAUUUUGGAGAAAAUUGGCAAAAUUUGAAUUUUUAUUGUAGGAAGGGUCGUUUUUUAUUAUUGCAAAUUGUUGAACAUAUUGUUUAUCGAUCAAUUGUUUAUGGCAUCCAACAAUUCAAAUAAUUUUCAAUUGUUGCCCAGUAUCAUUCCACUUUAAGCUAUUUUGAAUUGUUCCAUCAAAACAAAAAUUUUGAUGUAAAAUAAAAAAGCGGAUUGAUACUGCAACAUCCUGGGUAAUCCUUGUUGCCUAAGCAUGAAAUCAUCCUUAAGGAUUCAGUUAUAUCCAAAAUUGACUUAAGUAGCACUGUAUUUUUUUUUAGAAAAGUGGCUUUUCAAAUGGUGAGAGGAUUCUCCCUAUUAUUUGAAAUCCUCGUUAACUUCACAACAAAGAUUUUCCCUAAAAAGUGGCAUACACCAUUGGAUAGAUCUGGCCGAGAAAUAAAAUAUGGUCAAGCGCUGUACAUUUUGGAGAAAAUUUGAAUUUUUACUAUAAUUGCAAGGUCCUUUUUUAAUUGUUGCAAAUUGUGGAACAAAUAAUUGUUUUUCAGUCAACUGCUCUUUGCAUCCAACAAUUCAAGUAAUUUUCAAUUGUCACCCUGCAUCAAUCCACUUAAAUUAUAUGAUUUUUAGUUUAAAAUAAACUAGCUUUCAGCAGGUGGAUGUAGGAGAUAAAUAUUAAUUGUAGGAUCUGCGUAUGUUAGCAUAUUUUAUAAAUCCUUAUUGUUAAGAGGUAAAAAGUCAGGUUGCCAUAAAAUAUAACAAAUUGAAUGCGCUUAA
This is a messenger RNA of Cloeon dipterum, 2718 nucleotides long. It is a transcript of the gene O-fut1, whose product is annotated as O-fucosyltransferase 1. The record is from RefSeq and is a predicted model, not a curated record. Gene Ontology annotation, molecular function: peptide-O-fucosyltransferase activity. The transcript is spliced from 6 exons. Bases 229 to 1410 code for a protein of 393 amino acids. Gene Ontology annotation, biological process: Notch signaling pathway; protein O-linked glycosylation via fucose. NCBI's taxonomy places the organism in Eukaryota, Metazoa, Arthropoda, Insecta, Ephemeroptera, Baetidae.